This is a messenger RNA of Dichomitus squalens LYAD-421 SS1, 990 nucleotides long. RefSeq names its product nucleotide-diphospho-sugar transferase. Bases 1 to 921 code for a protein of 306 amino acids. NCBI's taxonomy places the organism in Eukaryota, Fungi, Basidiomycota, Agaricomycetes, Polyporales, Polyporaceae. The transcript has 4 exons. Gene Ontology annotation, molecular function: glycosyltransferase activity. The record is from RefSeq and is a predicted model, not a curated record.
AUGUCCUGCAAGGCAGCCUACGCUACACUACUGACCACACCGGCAUACCUGCCAGGGGUACUUGUCCUCAACGAAUGCUUGCACUCGGUUGGGUCGAGGUAUCAUUUGGUGGCGAUGGUCACGCCCAGCCUCCCAGCCGAAGCACGAGCUGUCAUAGCGAAGCGAGGCAUCAUCAUCCGAGAUAUAGAUCAUCUGUACCCCGAGGAAGGUACACACAAGUUAACCGAACAUGACUCGAGGUUCCGCGAUACGUGGACGAAGUUGCGGGCUUUCGAGCUUGUUGAAUACGAUCGAGUCGUUCUUCUGGAUGCGGACAUGAUCGUGAAACGCAAUAUGGAUGAACUCUUGGAAAUGCCCUUGGAACGCGAUUGGAUUGCGGCUGCUCAUGUGUGUGCGUGCAACCCGCGCAAGAUACCACAUUAUCCCGCCGACUGGAUACCAGCAAACUGUGCACACACAGCCGUGACGACUCCCACCAGCGACCCACCUACCAUUGACGACACCAGUCCCCGUCCAUAUAAGCAACUGAACUCGGGCACCGUGGUCUUGAACCCGUCGCUUAGCAUUCUUCAAGAUAUCGUCCAUGUCAUUUCGACUUCUCCCGCCAUACCAACAUAUUCCUUCCCUGACCAGGAUCUGCUCUCGGAUCACUUCCGAGGGCGUUGGAAACCGCUGUCCUGGCGAUACAACGCUCUGAAGACGUUGCGAAACAUCCACCCGUCCCUUUGGAGCGACGACGAAGUGCGUUGCUUGCACUACAUUCUGCACGACAAACCUUGGAACUCGCCGCGGGGCACCGGGGGCGAUUCUGAAGAGGUCAAUGGAUGGUGGUGGGACCUGUACGAGAAACUAGCGCAGGAAAUGCAGGAAAUGGACCCGGAAGGAUGGAGGCUAGUAGAUGCGAAUGUUGCUCACCCGUAGCAUCUUCAACGACUCACCAUAAUGUUUCAAUCUGAUAUCGUAAACCGAUUUGUUGCCAAUGUAAGGUAC